Molecule: messenger RNA, 828 nt
Organism: Pterocles gutturalis (yellow-throated sandgrouse)
Lineage: Eukaryota; Metazoa; Chordata; Aves; Pterocliformes; Pteroclidae
Product: rhotekin-2-like
Exons: 7
Biological process (GO): positive regulation of cell population proliferation; hemopoiesis; signal transduction
Source: RefSeq, a predicted model, not a curated record
GAUAUCCAAGAGAAGAUUAACUUUGAAAUCUGCAUGCGAGAAGGCAUCUGUAAGCUGCUUGCAGUGAGCACACAGAAAGACCAGCUCUUGCAAGUGGUUAAAAACCUGAUGGUUUGCAAUGCUCGUAUCCAUGCAUACAGGACAGAGUUACAGAAGCAAAAAGAAGAGCUGGCCUUGUGCAGAACUGAAGAACAGUCUUCAGAAAAUGGGACAAAAGGCUGGGUGGCAUGCAGAGCAAAGGUUGCUCUAUCAGAUAUUCGAAUACCCUUAAUGUGGAAAGGCUCUGAUCACUUCAGCAAUAAAGAAAAAUCACAGCGCUACGCAGUUUUUUGUUUGUUCAGAAUGGGAGCUGAGGUUUUUGAUACAGAGGUGGCUAUUGUGGAUAAAGCAGUUACAGAUAUCUGUUUUGAAAAUGUAACCAUCUUUAAUGAAGCAAGACCAGACUUCCAGGUGAAGGUUGAAGUGUAUAGUUGCUGUACAGAGGAGUCUUUACGUGUAACAAACACACCUAGGAAACUAGCAAAGAAGCUUAAAACAUCCUUCAGCAAAGCUACAGGGAAGAAACUCAAAGCUGCACUGGAAGAAGACAGCACUGAAUCCCUUUUGCCUGCUGACCUGGUCAUCCAUGGAGCAAAGUACAGUUUGCUGGCAUAUACCACUUUGGGGCUGGAGAGUGCUGAGGACAAUUUCAGGACCCACAACCUUACCAUUACAGGAAAUGAGGAAUCCUCUUUUUGGCUCCCCUUGUAUGGAAACAUGUGUUGCCGUUUAGUUGCUCAGCCUUCGUGCAUGGCUAGGGAUACGAUGGCAGGAUUUCUUAAUCAGCAG